Molecule: messenger RNA, 5458 nt
Organism: Porites lobata
Lineage: Eukaryota; Metazoa; Cnidaria; Anthozoa; Scleractinia; Poritidae
Source: the annotation of a GenBank genome assembly
AGCCAACACGGUUUCCAAUCACAAAGGCUGGUACUCGAUCCUUCAAACAAGCUACCGCUGUACAGACGUACCGGUGUCAAGGCACCAAGUCCUCAAAUACAAAGCCAAGAGCCUAGUACCCAGGCACCACCCCAGACCACCUCGGCCUCUGGCGGACAGUACUGCAUUUACCAGAAGCCCAAGCAAGUGACUUGUAAUGUAGCGCACAUGAAAAGAGUAACCCACCAGUUCAAGUACUAUUGUGGAACACAAUCUCAGCAAAAAGUUUGUACUGGUCACAGGUGUGUUACAAUUAUAACUGAGUUAGAACAUGAACAAACGCAAAAAAACGUACGCGCAAAUAAUUUACCGUAAAAUUCCGAAAAUAAGCCCCGGGGCUUAUAUUUUUCAAAAGCCCUUUUUGAGGGGUUUGUUUUUGGAGGGGCUUAUAUUCGGAGGGGCUUAUCUAUGGAGGGAAAUUUGCGUUUGAAAAUCGAUUGGGCUAGCCUUACAGUUGGAAGGAUUACUGUUUUUGCUUUGUUUUACUUUGUAUUUGAGGGCAAUUUCCAAGUACAAGCCCCUGGGGGGGCUUAUAUUUGGAGGGGCGGUUUAACGGAGGAUUUUUUGCGUUACGAGUUUUGGGGGCUUAUAGGGGCUUAUAUACAUGGGAGGCUUAUUUUCGGAAUUUUACGGCAUUAGUUGAAUUCAAGUUCUACAUGCUAACUUUUUUUUUGAAAAAAAAAAAGUAAAUGGUUAUUUGUUUGUUUUCGCCACUGUUUCCUUCGCCUAAGACUUGGUUGCACGUUCCAUGACGUGUGACACUGGUUUGAUACUUGGUUACAUUUUAUGGCCCUUGAUUUUCCCGCCUCCAGCUACUCGGGUCGAAGUUACGUAUCGCGUGUGGACUGGAAGCGUUGCGUGACUCGGGCCAAGUGACUGCCAAAUUAAAACAACCUGUCCCGUUCAGAUAAGUCAAAGAGCGGGUCGCUGCUCCCUGCUCACAUCUCUUCGCGCCGUUCCCGAAAUCUGAACGCCUGGAACAGGCUUCCCGAAGAAGACAAGUUGAAGACAUUUGGUUAGCACUUGAUUGCAUGUUAUGGCCCGUGACGCUGGUUGCAUUAUUUCCCUCCCUUGACAACACAGUUUGCACAGUUUCUCACGCUAACAAAAACAAACGCAAAUAAUGCAACAGAGGCAUCAAAAGCUGCCGGAAGACAAAAAAUUACAAGCAUGGGAAAGCUUGCUAAUUUUGGCAAUAGUAGUGGUUUUGAGUCCAUCUUUAAACUUCCAUGUGCGACCAAUUUCAAAAAAGCACUCCAAAAAUUUUCCCACUCAAAGCCCUACAGCUGAAACCUCACGUAAGCGACGGUAACAACUUUUCGGAGUAUCAGGUUCAUAACUUUCCAUCGUUUUUAAACCUCAGUUGCAAGUGAAUACUUGAAAAACAUGGCCUGAAAUCUUAGAUUUUGCUGUAUGUAGUACGAUACUCAUAAUAUAGAAAGAACUGCUAGUGACAACAUGGAACUGUGUAUUUCGUAAAUUGCAUGCAAUAAAUUUUCUUGCAAAAGUAACUAUGUCGGUACCUCUACUCGGAAUUGUCUACAUAGCAGGCGGGAAUAGCGGGGGAGUGCUGCUUUUUUUGGAGGCGGAGCACCCUGAAGUUUGGGAUCAAGUCAACGAAAAUCCGUGGCGGCUCCGCCGCCAAGAAAGUACCCUGCGGAUAAAGAAAAUACCCCGCGCAUAACAAUCCCACCAGCUACGCAGGCUGUAUUUGGAAAAGAGCCCCGUGGUUAGAUAUUAGGGAACUUAAGAUAGAGACGUUUUCGGGGCGAAGCCGACCGGACUGGCAGAGCAAGCCUGGAACAGAGGUAGCCGUCGCUUCCCUCCAAAAUUCGAACAUUAAGAUCGCAGUGAACUCAGGAGGACGGCGCCUUGGAAGACUACCGAAGAGGAAAAAAUGGCUUCACAUGAAGAAUUAAGAGAAUUAAUACUUAUUUGCUUGCAUGCAACAACAAUAACAACAACAACAACAACUUUAUUUCAGUAUUCCCACUUUAGUAUGUGGUAUUACCUACUAUUCUAAACGAAUUUCAAUACGUACGUUUCAUUUAUACGAUACUCUAACGAAAAAAGUGAGAUAAAAACACACAACUGAAAUAUCGGAGUUCAUACUUUUUGUCUGGAUACUUUCACUUGGCUCGCAGGACAAUUUUGCCUGUGUAAAGCUCACUUACGGUUUGCUGUUUGUCGUAUUGGAUCAGAUUGGAUCUUGACUCUGUGACAUGAAACAUAGAAACAUUACAAAGAUGUAAGUUUAGAUAACAGAGCUUGGAAAUCGAGCUUGAAAUGUGACUCAAAGAAAACAAGGACAAUUUAAGAACGAUAAUCUGCAAAACUCUGGUUGCUAAACGCAACAAACCUGAUUGAAAUGAAAGUUAAAUACUCACGUUCUUGCUACAACGCCAAACAGACCAGUUUCACGUCGCCGACGGGAGCACGACGGUUAGCACGACGGUAAAGCACGACGGCAAUGUGGUGAGCAAGAGCAUGCGCAAUAUUGCACAAAUCAAGACGUCACGUCCGGUUGAAGUUGCCGUCGCCCCGAAAACGUCUCCAUCUUAAGUUCCCUAUUCUCGUAAGCGACCACCUUUCGUGAGCUACCGUUAAACCUUCGUAUUUGUAGCGUCACUUAUACGAGGUUCGACUGUAUUUUCAGGGUAACCUAUCGUCCACAGUAUAAAAUAGAGGUGAGAACAGUGAUGACGUCGGUGAAAGACUGUUGUCCCGGCUUUACAGGAAAAGAUUGCAGUCAAGGUGGGUGCUAUUCUAUCAAAGUCAGUUCCAACUAAGAUUUUUAUCAUGACUUUCAUUUACAUCAAGCCAUCAACUGGAGUGCUUCUCUUUCAACAGCCUGUUUUAAUUGCACCAAGUUUCUUCUGCUGGAAGCCAGGUUAAAAGCCUUGGAACAGGUUAGUAAUGUACGAAGAUGGAAUUUCAAGGGAAAACAUGAAUAAAACUAACAAAAUGAUAAAGUGUCCCGGCGUCGUUCUCGCGUGUCAUUUCGUAUGUCGCUCGCGCGUGACUUCUCGGAGAGCUUGCUCGCCGGUUAACAGACGAGCCAGGUGACUGGCAGGUAACCCGCGUUUAGACUGAAGCUCAGCAUGUACCAAGAUGCCGACCAACUGAAGUAGCUCUUCUCUUUUUAAAAGAGUCUGUCACUAUGUCUUUGAGCUCAGCUGAAAAUACAAAUGUAGUUUCAUUUUUUGUGAUGUUCCGUUAGAACUGCCUUUUGCUUUGAUUUCACUAGCUUAUUUAUUGGUUGAUUCAGAUUUGUAGAGAACCAGUAACUGAACUCUUUGAUUUGUGGUGGUCGUUUCGCCGUUUCAAAUUUUAGAUCAAGCCCUUUACCUCUAGCCGAUACAUGCAAUGGACGCCUUGUAGGUGUUAACUUGCACAACUUACAGACUCUUUUUCAUGGUUAAGAUUAAAGAAGCCCAUUUUCUGUUUACUUUUGAAAGAAAAGUCAAAAAGCUCCUGCCGAGGCGAUAGUUCAGGACAGCGAAAUCUCAAGAGGUCCACCGGGACCUCGCGGGCCACCCGGACCCCCCGGGCCCCCCGGCAGAUAGGGGAAACUGGAGAUCCCGGGCCUCCAGGUUUAAACGGAGUCCAAGGUGGGUAGGAUAAUGCAUUAACUUUCCUAGUCUGGGAGAAUUGUUUCUUCGUCAAGUGUGCAUUGCACUUAAGCGUAGAAACGCGAAUAUAAAUUGAUUGUUUUUGUUUUUGUUACUUUCAGGGCAAUCACGUGGUUUAAGAGUCCAGAAAGGAGAGAAAGGAGAUCCCGGCGAGCCGGCUACCACAACAGUAGUGACCGGAGACCCGGGACCACCUGGAUCUCCAGGACCCAUGGGAUCCCCCGGAUUAAAGGGGGAACUUGGAGAAUCAAUACAAGGACCACGAGGACCCCCUGGACUUCCGGGUCCAGCGGGAGAACCUGGCCGCCCAGCUAUCGGAGCUUCGGUGAGUUUUAAAAAGACGAUCUCAGUUUUAAAUUAAUGACAGGCCUACAUGUAAAUUUACUUUGUCAUCCAGCAAAACGAUCGGGGACGGCUAUUCUCGGAGUUAAUUCUAUAGAGUUAUUUCGCGGAGUUAGAGUUAAUCCUCCAAAACCCUGAAUUCAAGAUGUUGGAAAGCUAAAAUGCUUUCCGGCCCAGGUGAAAAAUGAGCCUCUCCCUUUACAAAUCUAGCCCAUUUACUUCCCAGCCGCUGCUACUCAGGCUAUUACAAAUCUUGCUGUAAAUCGACCAAAUGAUUUUUUCUGGCGCAGCGUGUUAACAAAAUUUUAAAAAAGUUUAGGCUAAUAUGGCGGAAGUAGUGCAUGUUCAAAACUCUGCUUUUUCGCUCUGAAGCCUUUUGAAAAGAUUAUUAUAAUUGUUCUGGAUUGCACUUUUUCUUUCUGAAAUAGCGACAUUUAACAUCAUUUCAAUUUGCUAUUCACAGAGAGCCUACAAAAAGUAUUUUUUUGGUUGACAUGACGUGUGGUAACAAAAAGGUCUUUUUGUAUUUUCAGCCUGAAGAUUUAACCGCUCUUAAAGAUCAGAUGAAAAUGCUGACUGCCAUAGUCAUGGAGUUGGAAGAAAAAAGUAAGCAAAACAAUGCAUGAGCUUCUGUUUCUAUUUAAAGAUAGUUAAAGCAGAAUAACUUUGUUUAUUCAGGCAAAUAUCAGUUAGAAUUCAAAGGCAGCAUUUUUUGGAAGGGCCGUCUGGUGGAUACUGCUGAGUAGUAUUUCGAGGAUGCUUGAACAAAAUCAUUCAAAAUGGUGGCAUCCCAUGAAUGCAAGGAGGAGAACUAAUGAAAAUGGCGACCUCCCAGUAGGGUGGUUAGACAAACUGGUACAAACCGGUUUUUGGGGGGGGGGGUGGUGGGAUGCAGGGCAUGUUGUUUCAUGCGGAGGAGCAUGAAGCGUGAGGUGGACGCGUGUUUUUGUUAUUUUGUAAAAAGAAGAUGUUAUCGAACGAGUCUUACGUCUAAAUUGCGCAGCAAAUUGAAUGUUCCUUGGCGUAUUCGAAUGAGUUUUGCCUACUUUCUCCAGGAUGCAACUCCGAUGCGUUAAGGAGUCGGUACACCCUAGGCGACAACUUGUAGCAAAUGAUGUUGUGGCGACACGUCGCAGCGACAAAUCGCUCCGUGUGUACUGGAGAACUUUUGUGAAAAUCUUUGUCUCACAAAUCACUCAGUUUCGGAUUGCUACACCACUAUUAGCAGCUAGAGGUAGUCGGCUCGCAGUUUCCUUCUUGCUGAUUGAUUCUGACUUGAUCUUGUUUGCUUAGUUUCCAGGUGUGAGUGCACUGCUGGGAGUCAGCGAGGUGUGGCUAAAAAGAGCGACGCUACAAUGUACCCUUCAACUCUACCGAACAUUGAAUCACAGACCACAAAAUCCACCACUUCAGAGCCAUUGUUUGCUCCACCCGCCAGACGUUGA